AUGGCAACAAAAAUAGUCGAAUUGCGGGGUGAUAUGGUGUUUUCCGCAUGUAUUGCACUCGACAAGCUGCAGGGAAGAAUGGAUACGGACAAUAUUCUCCUUGCUAGCUUGCCAUCGCUUCCACAGGAUUCUCCAGAAAAUUCACUUCGUACCAUCCCUGUGAUUUUACGUUGGAAUGACAUCCACCACCCGUCCAAGACUGCCAACGUCCAAGGGAGGGGUGGAGGUUUGGACAAUUCAACAGCACUGCGAAAAAACGAAAUUAAGGUUACGAAGAAACUAACCUGUGCCCACGGUAAUACUCUUAGGCCUGUGGGCGGCGAGGAGCUUUAUGUCCUGUGCUACCACAUUUACUACUACUGA
This is a messenger RNA of Paracoccidioides lutzii Pb01, 363 nucleotides long. RefSeq lists its product as hypothetical. Bases 1 to 363 code for a protein of 120 amino acids. The record is from RefSeq and is a predicted model, not a curated record. The transcript is spliced from 3 exons.